Messenger RNA from Cynara cardunculus var. scolymus (artichoke), 556 nucleotides. RefSeq lists its product as uncharacterized. Lineage: Eukaryota; Viridiplantae; Streptophyta; Magnoliopsida; Asterales; Asteraceae. The transcript has a single exon. Bases 35 to 409 code for a protein of 124 amino acids. The record is from RefSeq and is a predicted model, not a curated record.
UCUUGAGUGACACCAAUUAUUAAGCAAAUUCAGAAUGACACCAAGGCCUUCACUUCUACUUGUUCUUAUGUUGCUCAUCACUACUCAUUCAAGAGCUCAAGGGCGAGCUCCUCAUGGGCUCGCUCACGAGAAACUGGUGGCUUUCUCACCAUCGGCUUAUGAUUUCUUCCACCCAAAUACGCAACCGAGCUCACCUUUGCCUCUAGCAGCUACAGUUCAGUCGAGCUUAGCACAUGAAAGCAGAGCAGAAAAUAACAAGGGUGGGGGUAAAGUUGGUGCUGGAGGCAUUGCUGCAAUAAUUUUUGGUUUUGUAUUUGCACUUCUCCUAGCCAUGGGUGUCUACUAUGUGGCGACCACCCGCCGGGCCAAUUUGAGUCGGAAUAAUACAGUUAUACCAGCAGCAGCUUGAUGUAUGAGCUUCUAGCCAAGUUUUGGGCUAUUUAAUAUCUUCCUCAAAUCUAGAAUAUGAGAAGUAUGCAAAUACGAUUCAGUGAUUAAUGCAUGUAAUUAUGGAUCUCAAUGAUUAAUCCUAAAAGUAAAAGCAAGUUUAUGAUCA